AUGGCUCAAACCAAGAGCCAGGUCAUCUACGCGCCUUCAGAGGAUGCUCCCCGCGGCGUAAAGUCCGUCUUUCUCGCCGGCACCACCAACAAAGUCGACCCGAGCGACUGGCGCGAGACCCUAUCCACUUCCCUCUCAGGCCUGCCAGUCACGAUAUACAAUCCUUACCGUCCUGAUUGGGAUAGCUCGUGGCGUGAGGACAUUGAUUUCCCUCCUUACCGAGAGCAGGUGGAGUGGGAGCUCGACAAGCAGGACAAAGCCGACAUUGUCGUUAUUUAUUUCCAUCCGGCUACCCAGGCGCCGGUCAGUUUGCUAGAGCUUGGAAUCUGUGCGCGGGUCCCCGGGAAGGUUAUUGUUGUCUGUCCUGAGGGAUACUGGAAGAGGGGGAAUGUGCAGAUUGUGUGCAAGAAAUACGAAGUUGAAAUGGUGGACAAUGUUGAUGCGCUGAGGGACGCCAUUAUGAAGAGGUUGCCUGUUCGUUCGUGA
Molecule: messenger RNA, 486 nt
Organism: Aspergillus fischeri NRRL 181
Lineage: Eukaryota; Fungi; Ascomycota; Eurotiomycetes; Eurotiales; Aspergillaceae
Product: nucleoside 2-deoxyribosyltransferase domain-containing protein
Exons: 1
Coding region: 1-486 (161 amino acids)
Source: RefSeq, a predicted model, not a curated record